Molecule: messenger RNA, 2272 nt
Organism: Xyrichtys novacula (pearly razorfish)
Lineage: Eukaryota; Metazoa; Chordata; Actinopteri; Labriformes; Labridae
Source: the annotation of a GenBank genome assembly
AUGAUGUCCAAGCUCAAAACUAUUUGUUGGCCUCAAGUGAUUUUAUUCGGGGACUCUAUCACACAGGUGAUAAAAAUCGACCUAAAAAUGUAUCGUUUGUCACCGAAGAACUUAACUCACAACAGCUGCCACCUUGUUGGGCUAAAAGUAAAAUAAUAAUAAUGCUGCUGCUUCUUUCAGUUUUCAUUUCAAGUCAAUGGCUGGGGGGCAGACAUUGCCAGUAAACUAGCAAGGUAGGUUCCUAAAUCAAAGUAGUUUGGUUUUGUUUGCAUCAAUUCAGGUGCUGAAAACUGUCAAAUAUACGCGACAUCUGAACUUGUGUUUUAUCCUCCCUUUAGAAAGUGUGAUGUUGUCAACAGAGGACUGUCAGGCUACAACUCCAGAUGGGCAAAGAUAGUCCUUCCUCGCCUUAUCAGCAGCCAAAACUCUGCAGCAGACUGCAGAAACAUAGCUGCUGUCACUGUCUUCUUUGGAGCCAAUGACAGUUCACUGGAAGGUAGAGAUCUGUCAGUGGAUGAUACAAGAUCUCAAAAUGAAAACACAGCUGAACAUAAUCCUUCAAUGCUUUUUGUAUACAUACUUUUAUAUACUUCAAUCAAAUCAAUAUAAUCAACAAAUUACUAAAAAAAACACCUGAAUACAGUCUGAUAAAUGAUAAAAAUGUCCUCUUGUAGUUUAUUAGUUUCCAAAAACAUUUAAUCUAUCAAACGAGAUCAAUAAAUAUAUUCGUUAAAUUUUAAGGACAUUUAGAUUUUUUUGGUUUUCAGUACUAAGUGAAAUAAACAUUUCAGCUCCAGAAAAUGUGAAUUUCCUGGCCAUAAAUUGUGGUGUCAGGCAUUAAAGGGAUAAUAUUGUCUGUCAUUGUUCAGUUCUUUUAACUAAUGCUUUUUUUCUACGGGUUUGCCUCCACUCUGACUCUUUUCGCGCAGAUAAAAACCCACAACAGCAUGUCCCCUUGGAGGAGUACUCGCAGAACCGGAAGGAGAUCACCAAGCUCCUGGCUUCAGCGGGGGUGUCAGCAGACAGAGUCAUCUUCAUCACCCCUCCACCUCUUCAUGAGCCAGCCUGGGAGAAGGAGUGCAUUUUGAAAGGUAACAGUAAUUCUCAAUGUCCUUACAGCCAAAAAGUACAUGAUGACAGCUACAUGCUGACAAAUAUCCUGUCUUUUCCAGGAAGUCCUCUCAAUCGGCAUAACUCUGUAGUUGGGCAGUAUGCUCAGGCAUGUGUCCAGGCUGCCGGUCUGUGUGGUGCAGAUGUCCUGGACCUCUGGACACUUAUGCAAAAAGAUGGACAGGUAAGAGGAACAUGUCUCUUUUGCUGACAAGUGUUAUUAUUUGUGACUGUUGCAUGAAUUUCCAUUUUAACAAGUUCUAAAAAAUAGCUAUGAGGAAGUCCAAAGGAAAACCCCUUCCUUCCUCAUUUUUAACACACUUUUUUUUACUCACAGUGAAAUGUUGAUGGAUAAAGAUUACAGGAUUUCGGCUCUCUACUCUUAAACCGGCGAAAUGGCCUAACUGUAUCUGAUCAUAUAAUAGGCCUUUAUAGUAAACACCUAGGUAAGAUGUAGUCAGUCUUCAAGAUACUCAUCUCUUUUUCCAUUUUUGCACAUUGCAUACCCUCUUCUAACAGUUUAAACCCCUCAGACUGUAUUUAAUUUGCUAAUGUAUGACCAAACCUCCAGGGAACAUUAAUCUGGCUGGAAUUAUUACAAAUAUAGAAAUGUAUUUUCUGGUGAAGGAGUAAUGCAAUAAUACUUUUAACAAUUUAAAUUAAGACCUUUUCUGUAAUUUCUUCUAAAAUUACCAAUAAUUUGCUGAGUUAUUUUCGAGAAAACUCACCCAUAACAGCCAAGCAGUAUGAAAACACUCCUGUAUAUUCCCUAUAGCAUGUCUUAUUUCUAACUCUGGGUCAGCAGAUAGACUUGAUGUGCAAGAAAAAAGAUGCCAGUUUGUUUUAUUUUGGCUCUUUUGGACACUUAAAUUGUAGAUGGAUUUAAGUAUUUAUUUCUGUCUGUAUAUGUUCAAAAUCUACACCUAAAUUUAUCUCUUAAUGGAACACUCCAGCAGCCUUUUACAUAUUCUGUCAUGUCUUUCAGGACUAUUCAGUCUACCUGUCUGAUGGGCUGCACCUCUCAGAAAAGGGAAACCAGUUUGUGGCUCAGCACCUAUGGGGGCUGCUAGAGUCACGUGUUGCUGACCUGCCUUUCAUCCUGCCAUACUGGGGAGACGUCGACGUCAAGAGCCCCGAGAGCAGCCUUCUCUGUGACCAAUGA